CCCUCUCUCCCUCCCACACCACCUGCCCUUCAGCGCUACAGAUCAGCCGUGGUACGAGACAGUGCAGCUGCAAUCCUGUCCUCUUUGUUAUACUACAGAAACAGCACCCUUCCCUGAAGCUCGAUUUUCCAGUCUCUCUCCCUCCAUCCUCGUCACACGCCUGUUGGUUCUUUAUCUCCACGCGUGGCUGGACGGGGUGUUUGUGCCAGCCGCUGCUGCAGCUCAGAUGGGAGGGGGGAGUGCUGGUGGUGGAGCUGCGUGGCAGGUCUGCCUGGGGGCAGUAUGCUGAACGGCAGCCGGGAGGGCCUGUUCGAGCAGGGCAGGAGGCUCCAGCAGCAGGGCGACUCCCGCGCUGCUCUGCACUGCUUCCUCAGCUGCCUGCUGGGACUCACCCAUGUGCAGAGCUUCCAUUCUCUGCCCAACUGUCUGCAUCAGAUUGCCGAACUCUUCAUUGAUGAGAAGAACUAUGAGAAGGCACUGCAGUUCAUUCAGGCCGAGAAGCUGUUCUAUGAAGUGGCGUUGAUCGAGCUCAAUGCCCUGCAGGGUGCCACAGUGAGCUCUGAGGAGGACUGCUCACUCAGUUCUCCAGGAUGGCUCUCUCAGGAGGACUUAUCAAAGCAGGCCUCACAAGCCCAGGAUCUUGAGAAACUGGCCCAGCUUUGCAUCAUGAGAAAAAGACCGCAUCUUGCUUUAGAGUACAGUGGUAAGGCCACUAAAAUCCAUCAGCGUGCAUUUGGUAAUGAUCACCCCAUCACAGCCAGGAGUCUGGAGCUACUGGCCACGGUCUAUGCUGAGAUAGGCAAAACAGAAUAUUCAGACUCAUUGGGUCACUGUGUGUCAGCUCUGUCAAAGAGAUUCUCUGCCACUGAGUCAUGCAGCAGUACUUUAAACAGCUCCACCCACCACCACAAGGACCGACAUACUGAGGUCUGGCUGAGAAAAGACCCACACCCUCCACCAGACACUCCAGAACCACAGGUCAACAGUAAAUUCCCUACCUCCAUCCUGAAAAGAACCAGUGUAGGUGGCACCGAGCCAGACUCCACCUACCGGAGAAAACCAGAGAGGCGCGUUCGUUUCAGAGAGCCGGAGAUCGUUGUACACGCGUACGACUCGUCCCAAAGCCGGCCUCACCUGGCCGUGCUUACCUGUCUCUUCCUUCUGCUGUCUGCUCUGGGUGUGGCCUUGUACUGCACCGACCGCCGCCGGCCCCACCGUGCCUGUGAGGACCUGCAGGCUGCGCUGGCUGUCUACCUUCUCCAGCUCAAACAAAUCCUCUGGGGCUGCUGGAUCUGGCUCACCAUGCAGUAGCCUUGGCUGGCCACUAGGGGCUUCAGCCUGCUCAACCUGUGCUCUAUGUAAGAGAUGGCAUCUGAUGGUGAAGAAGUUACUCAAGACCUGAGAUUCAUAGGGACAUGGGAGAAAAUGGUACUGUCUGUGCUUUUAAUGAAAGUAUAAUGGGCAAUGAGUGUUGCUUAAUAGUGAAUGCAUAAAGGGUAAUAGGUUAUUGUGAAUGGGUGAGCAUGUUCUAAAACACAUUUUCCAUCUACAUUUGUUGAUUCCCUCUAGGUACUCAGAAACAUGCGUCAUCUCAACUGUGAUUUAAAUGAAUAGUUCAGUAAAAAAUCAAAUGUGAACAAUUUUUUAGCCCAAAUGUAGUCAGUCAGCUAAGACAAGGCAAUACACUAAAUGGUGGUGAUGUGCUUCUUUUACUUGUUAGCUUCGUUAGCCUUGUAAUUCCUGUGCAACAGUAAAAAUAAACAAAUCGACUACAUUUGGGGUAUGUGGAAAAUUGUAUCAAUUAGAUUUUUUCAAUUAUGUACAAGUUCUUUAGGUUGAAAUCAAAACAUCAUGUUAAUUGUAUGACCCACUUAACCUUCCUAAAUAUCUCAGUCAUUUUAUAACCUGUGGUUUUUUAUUUUAAUAUACAAUCUCUAGUUGCUUAAAUAGAAUCCAAGUUAUUUAUUUUACUUUUAAUAAAAUAUACUUUGAAAUAUAUUGUACAUGAAACAUGCACAUGUACACGUACAUGAAAACGUUAACAACUGUCACCAACGUAAGCCAUGUUAAUGUGCAAAUUAUAUGUAUCCGAAUGUACUUGUAAUUAUGAAUGUGACAUGAAAAGGUACAUUAACUAAACCGACACACUAUUUCAAAUGAAGCACUAUGAAAUUAAAGUUAAGCACAAAUGCACCUAUCUUCUUUAAUUACUCAAAAGUCAUGACUGAUUCAUACUGAAGAUGGCCAUAUUUUAUUUUGUGCAAAGCCUGAUUCUGUCUAUAUGGAAAAAUGGCAAAGCCAUAUUUAGUCUAUGAAAAUCCAAAUGACACAAUGGUUUGAAUUAUUUUAAUAUUCCUGUCAGUUGGGUUCAUUUUACAAGAGCCAACUGUAACAGCUUGGCUUUAGUGUAACUUUGGUCAAUUUAUUUAUUUUACUAUUUUUAUAAUAUUUUUUCUACCUGUCCUUUUUUUCUACAAUGAAUAUACUUUGGGUUUGUUUGUUUGUUUGUUUGUUUACAGUUUUGAAAUUUAGUAUUCAAUAUGUAAUUGGUUCCACGUGUAAUUAUUGAUCUAAGUUACCAGUGGUGAGGGGUUUUAAUUAUAGUACUUUUUAGCCUUGUUUUGUGUUAGCUUUUCAAACAUUUCUCAAAAUUUCAAGCCAAGAACAUUUCCUUCACUUAUCCUUAACGUGUGUUAACAUUUUUACCAGUGGUAUAGGUUUAAUUUCAAACCAUAUGAGCUGUCUUUGUUAAAUAAAACUCACAUACCAUUUUAUGACAUUUACUGCCAGAAAAAAAAGUAGAAGAAAAAACACCCUUUCUGUGAAUAUUACAUGAAGCAAUUUGAUUUUCAUGACCUUUUCAAGCUAGAGAACAACUACAUGUAAAAUAAAUACUUCACCUGAACUAAUUAAGAUUGAUUAAUGAGUGAGUAUUGGUUUCACCAUGUUGACUGGUCCUUUUUAUUAAUUUUCAAUCCAGUUAUACUGUUUGGCUAUAUGAACUGUCUUUGAAAGUAUCCUCUUGCACUCUAAUUAAGCAAAAACUGUUGGUAUAGCAACAUAAUAUUAGCAUAUUAUUAGCUUUUGAGGGAAACUGGAAAAACUGGUCGAAUUCCCUUUAAAGUAACUUCACUAGAAAUUAAUGUUGGACUAUUUAUUCAGCUAUUUAUAGCAAGCACAUUUUGUUAAAGUUCUGGGGCUUCACACCCCCCACCUUGACAACCCUUUAGGAUAUAAUGUAAAAGGCGCAAAAUUUAUAUAUUGUAAUAUGUAACAAAACACUGUGACACAUUUGGGUGAAAUAAUUGUUUGUUUAGCUCAUAUAAAAUGUCUCAAUAAAGCUAUCUUUAUAACAAAAAAUGCAUCAAGUAUAUAGAUGUAAUUAUGUGUAUACUUUGAGCAAUAUACAACUCACUUGUCCAUUGCAUAGCACAGUUUAAUGCGAAAUGUACAGUGUAAACUAAUAAUGAACUUAUGAGAAAAAGAAAAUGAGAAAAAAAAUUUACUUAAAUUUUGAAUCUUCAAAGCAAUAUAAAGUAAAGCUUAACAUAUGAAUUAAUUGUAGGUAGUCUGGUGGCUUCUCAACUUAGUGAACUUAAAUAAAUCUAAACUUACAAACCUAUAACUCAGUAAAGGACCAUCAAAAAGGAUACAUAAACUCAUUUUGACUGAGCACAUGUUCUAAGUUUGAUUUUACUUGGUUUUACUUUGGUUUAUUUUAACUCAACAGUCAUUACAGAAACUAUAUGUGGACACGUUCAUUAGAAGUGCCUUUUUAAGGUUCUCUCUUUCUUUUUCUUUAUUCUUUACAUUGAAGUCAUCAUCAAAAGUCAUUACAAACCAAAGAGACAAAGAACUUUGGCAGUUUUCUUUGCCUUCGUGUUUCAUUGGUUUAAAAUAUAAUAUGCAUAUACCCUGAUGGAAAACAAAACCUGUGAAAGUGACCCUUCAACAGUUUACUUAUGAGCAAGUAUUAAUGUCACUCAACAUAUUAAAUAACUUAAAAAUAUGAAUAUCAAGAUCUUAUUUCAGAAUAUUAAUUCAUUAUUCACAAUUCGUUAAUAAAAUACUUUGGUUAUCUAGAUAAUCUGUUCAUUUCUCUCUUAUGAAGCUGUGGAUAUCUAGAUAACCCAUGCAUUUCUCUCCUUUGCUUUCUAUGGCUUUGUGCCUUGUAAUUUCACUGCACUAGCCAGUUGAAACACACUGUGUUUAUAGGUGAACCCAUAUGGGCUGACACUUGUGUCCUACAGUGUCCUAAGACUGUAUUUCAAUUUAAAAUGUUAGUAAACUAUUAAUUAUGGUUGCCCAAAAGAGAAAUAUACAUUAAAGUUCAGAUAUGGCACUCUCUUGCCAUAAUUUCGGUUUUCCUCAGUUGCUGCCUGAUUCUGCUCUUUAAAUUUAGCACAGCUUGCAUAAUAAUUACAUGAUAAGAUUAGAAAACUGAGUAAACUGCAAACUAUAAAAAAUAAAGAGAAAAAUGAGACACAGUGUAACAUAUGGAUUGUGUUUUAUACAUGAUAUAGAUAAAUGUUCAUAUGGUUAUGUUGCAAAUAUACACUCAAAUCAUUAUACAUGCAUUUACUAAAUGAAUAAACACAUGAAAAAAAAAA
Electrophorus electricus (electric eel) is the source of this 4610-nucleotide messenger RNA. It is a transcript of the gene c10h14orf180, whose product is annotated as chromosome 10 C14orf180 homolog. Gene Ontology annotation, biological process: positive regulation of Golgi to plasma membrane protein transport. The record is from RefSeq and is a predicted model, not a curated record. Gene Ontology annotation, molecular function: connexin binding. Lineage: Eukaryota; Metazoa; Chordata; Actinopteri; Gymnotiformes; Gymnotidae. Gene Ontology annotation, cellular component: plasma membrane; transport vesicle; trans-Golgi network.